CAACAGUCUGCACAUGCGCUUCGCGGACCGCGUCUAGGCCGGGCGGAAGCAGGCUCUGCGGGCAAGACCCGAACGCUGGGCGGGCUUUUAAAAGGAUGGUCCCUCCUCCAGUCAGCCUGCGACGGCCACUGUGAAGCUCACCGGGGUGUUUAACCAUGGCCAAACCUCCCACGCACGGUUCCGUGAUUGUUCCAGACUGGCAUGAGACAGUCGAGGGCAAGGAGUACUUAGCCUGCAUCCUGCGCAAGAAUCGCCGACGGGAGUUUGGGUUGCUUGAACGGCCAGUGCUGUCCCUUUCGGUCGUCAUUGAUACUGCCAGCUACAAGAUCUUUGUGUCUGGGAAAAGUGGCGUGGGCAAGACAGCGCUAGUGGCAAAGCUGGCAGGCCUAGAAGUGCCCGUGGUGCACCAUGAGACGACUGGUAUUCAGACCACUGUGGUGUUUUGGCCGGCCAAGCUAAAGGCCAGCGACCGUGUCGUCAUGUUCCGUUUUGAGUUCUGGGACUGUGGGGAGUCCGCCCUUAAGAAGUUUGACCACAUGUUGCCGGCUUGCAAAGAGAAUGCAGAUGCCUUCCUGUUCCUCUUUUCUUUCACUGACCGUGCCUCCUUCGAAGACCUUCCUGAACAGUUGACCCGAAUAAACAGUGAAGCCCCUGGGGCCGUCAAGAUAGUUAUUGGCUCCAAGUUUGACCAAUACAUGCACACAGACGUGCCAGAGCGAGACCUCACAGCCUUCAGGCAGGCCUGGGAGCUGCCCUUGUUUCGGGUGAAGAGUGUGCCAGGGCGGCGGCUGGCAGAUGGGCGUACCCUGGACGGGCGGGCUGGGCUGGCUGACACUGCCCAUGUGCUCAACGGCCUCGCAGAACAGUUGUGGUACCAGGACCAGGUGGCAGCUGGCUUGCUCCCCAGCUCCCCAGAGAAUGCUCCUGGCUGAAGGAUGGUGGCAUCCAGAGUUGAGGCUGGAACUCAUGAUCCCCACUUCCAUCCCUUGGAUGACCCAGGAAGGUGGGACCUGGGGCCCAAGGCUGAUGCAGGAACACUG
Molecule: messenger RNA, 1040 nt
Organism: Acomys russatus (golden spiny mouse)
Lineage: Eukaryota; Metazoa; Chordata; Mammalia; Rodentia; Muridae
Gene: Cplane2
Product: ciliogenesis and planar polarity effector complex subunit 2
Exons: 6
Coding region: 156-932 (258 amino acids)
Molecular function (GO): GTPase activity; GTP binding
Source: RefSeq, a predicted model, not a curated record